Messenger RNA from Ahaetulla prasina, 3448 nucleotides. Its product is annotated as DNA excision repair protein ERCC-6-like. Gene Ontology annotation, molecular function: ATP-dependent chromatin remodeler activity; DNA translocase activity; ATP binding. The record is from RefSeq and is a predicted model, not a curated record. NCBI's taxonomy places the organism in Eukaryota, Metazoa, Chordata, Lepidosauria, Squamata, Colubridae. The transcript is spliced from 2 exons. Bases 261 to 2135 code for a protein of 624 amino acids.
UGACGGUGACAAAAGCCAGGCAGAGCAAGCUGGGGAAGAAGGGUCAAAGAAACAGAUCCCAAGCGGAUCAGAAGAUCCCGAAUGAGCCUGUGAAGAAACCCGACAAACGUCGCGAGAAGACGCCGCCGGAACAGGAACCCGCCGAAGAUCUAAAAGGUUGUCUAGGACAGGUGGAGGAGAAGUUGGACACUCUGACGUUGGAUCAAGAGGCGGACGAGAGCGUGGACGUGGCUCAGAGCGGGCUCUGGCUUUACCGCGAGAUGCACGACCGGCUUUUCGACCACCAGAAGGACGGCGUCGCGUUCUUGUACCGCCUCUACCGUGAAGGACGCAAGGGGGGCAUUUUAGCCGACGACAUGGGCUUGGGGAAAACCAUCCAAAUCAUCGCUUUUCUUUCGGGGAUGUUCGAUGCCCAACUGGUCCGUUCCGUCUUGUUGGUUAUGCCGGUGACGCUUGUGAAUAACUGGAAAGAAGAGUUCGCCAAGUGGGCGCCAGGAAUCCGGGUGAAGGUUUUUCACGGGACGAGCAAGAAAGAACGCAGCCAACAUUUGCACCGAAUCCAAACUGCAAAGGGGGUCCUUUUGACCUCCUACCAGAUGAUCCUGGCUAACUGGGAACAGCUGUCCAGCUGCGACCAGCAAACCUUCAUCUGGGACUACCUGAUUUUAGACGAAGCUCAUAAAAUUAAGAGCCCCUCGGCUAAAACCACGAAAGCCCUCUACACCAUCCCGGCUAAGUACCGCGUCCUUCUCACGGGGACUCCCGUGCAGAAUAAUCUGCAGGAACUGUGGUCCCUGUUCGAUUUUGCCUGUCAGGGCAGCCUCCUCGGCACAGCCAAAACCUUCAAGAUGGAGUACGAGAACCCGAUCACCAGGGCGAGGGAGAAAGACGCGACCUUAGGGGAGAAAGCCCUGGGACUCAAGAUCGCGGAGAACUUGAUGUCCCUCAUACAGCCUCAUUUCUUGAGGAGAAGUAAGGAUGAAAUCCAGAAGCUGAGAUUGGACCAACCGAUGGGUUCACCCGGUCCUAAUACACUAGAAGUCCCUUCUCUUCCAAGAAAAAACGAUUUUAUCGUCUGGGUUUACUUAUCGCCCGUCCAGGAAGACAUUUACAGGAACUUCCUUUCCUUGGAUCACAUUAAAGAACUUUUGAUGACUACUCGUUCUCCUUUGGCAGAGCUGACCAUCCUGAAGAAGCUCUGCGAUCAUCCGCGGCUGUUGUCUUCUCAAGCUUGUCUCCAGCUUGGUUUGGAAACCUCAAGUCAAGAGGAUGAAGAUCCGGUGGGUCUGAUGGAGGAGAUCCAAAACGUAUCUGAGAAGGUUCUGAUUCAAGAAUCCGGGAAGUUGACGUUCCUCAUCGCCUUGUUGGCGAAGCUCCGGGAAGAAGGCCACCAAACGCUGGUCUUCUCCUUGUCGAGGAAAAUGUUGGACAUCAUAGAAUGCAUUCUGACUCAACGGCGCAUCAAGCUCAUGCGCAUUGAUGGCACCGUGACGUGUUUGUUGGAGCGCGAGAAGAGGGUGAAGGACUUCCAGACGGACAGAAGCUACUCGGUCUUUCUCCUGACCACUCAAGUCGGGGGCGUGGGCCUCACUUUAACGGCCGCCACCCGAGUGGUGAUCUUUGAUCCGAGUUGGAAUCCGGCCACGGACAUGCAAGCUGUAGACCGCGUUUAUAGGAUCGGGCAAAAGGAGAACGUGGUGAUCUACCGGCUGAUCACGUGUGGGACGGUUGAAGAGAAAAUCUACCGGCGUCAGGUCUUCAAGGACUCGUUAAUAAGGCAAAGCACGGGAGAUAAGAAGAACCCGUAUCGCUAUUUUACCAAGCAGGAAUUGAGAGAGCUCUUUGUUUUGACCGACACGAGAAGGUCGUUGACUCAACUUCAACUGCAGUCCUUGCACGGAACUCAGAGGAACACAGAUGCUACCUUAGAUGAACACAUUGCCUAUCUUCACUCCUUGGAGAUGUUCGGUAUCUCUGAUCACGAUCUGAUGUAUACGUCUGAAACAAGUCACGAGGAAGCUGACGAUGAUGAGGCCCACCAGUACAUUCAGGACCGUGUCCAUAAGGCUCAGGAGAUGGUCCAGUUAGAAUCCCAACUCAUGGACUCUAAGAAAAGGACAACACACUUCACAUGAUUCAGUCUGGAGUUAAAGCCAGCUUUCCUGAAUCUUCAAGAAAAUGAAUCUGGAAUUGAAGCCAUUCCCAUGAUCUUCUCUUAGACUUUUCCUGUAAUUUUUUUUCUUCUCGUGAACUUGAUUGUCCAGCUGAACCUAAAAUGUUCUCCAUCACCUUCAGGAACCAACCUCUUUCUCCAUCAACUGAUGUUCUCCUCUGCCAAUCUUGGGUUGAUCAACUUCCAGAAAGAAGCAAUUGAAGAUGUAUCGUCCACUCAUCCACCAAUGUUUUUCUGUGCCAAUCUUGGAUCGGUCAGCUUCUAGAAACAAGUAACUGAAGAUGUAUUGUCCACUCGACAACUGAUGUUCUCCUCUGCCACUCUUGAAUUGAUCAACUUCCAGAAAGAAGCAAUUGAAGAUGUAUCAUCCACUCAUCCACCGAUGUUUUUCUGUGCCAAUCUUGGAUCGGUCAGCUUCUAGAAACAAGUAACUGAAGAUGUAUGGUCCACUCGACAGCUGAUGUUCUCCUCUGCCAAUCUUGAGUUGAUCAACUUCCAGAAAGAAGCAACUGAAGAUGUAUUGUCCACUCAUCAACUGAUGUUCUCCUCUGCCAAUCUUGAUCAACUUCCAGAAAGAAACAACUGAAGAUGUACGGUCUACUCGUCCACUGACUUUCUUCUCUACAGAUCCUAGGUUGGUCAGCUUCCAGAAACAAACAACUGAAGAUGAAGUCCAUUAUCCAUCAUGACUUGGAAGCUGCUAGUUUUCUGCUGAUUUUAUGGAGGCCCAUCAUGGCGGUAUCAGCUCCACAUGAGUGAAGGCUGCAGGUCUUGUUGACCCAAAAGCUACAAACUUGCUGGAACACCCAACAAACUUCAAGGAAGAGGCUAAAACUGGCUAAAUAUGUUCAUAUUUCCUGCCUUUAUUCCAAGGAUAAUAAGGACUUGUAAGAGCCGGUUUUCCCUAUGAGUAAUGGAGACUGUAAAAUUUCAAAACCGCCUCCUUGAGGAAAUAGAUUAGGUGGUAAACAAACCGGAUGUGUUCUGUUAAAAAUUAAAUAUGUGCGUAUCAAAGUUGCAUGUUUUCCAAUGCUAAUAAAAUGUAUUUUUCUAUUUAUCAAGCCACUCUUCGCUUUACUACCCCUAGUAAAUGCUGAGAGUUGUAAUGUUGCCUACCAGGCUGGAGAAAGGUGAGCUGCCUCAGGCCUGCUUGACUUGGGAUCUGUUCUAGAUUCCUUUUCAAUGAUUUUAAAUGUGGCCCAAAUGCAUCUUUUUGAGUCUUGCGUAGUAAAACCUCCAUAGAGGGAGGCAGGAUAUCUGAGUAACAUGGUGGAA